AUGGUCGUCGAGCUACCCGUCGAACUGCAUCGUCACAUCUUCGAGGUCUGCGGACGCUGCGAGCCGCAGACGCUCCCCACCCUUGUCCUCGUCUCGCGCCUCGCCAGGUCGUGGACAAAUCCUAUCCUCUACUCGGUUGUAACGCUUUGGGAGCAGCGCACUGCUGAACUCUUCUUGGCUACACUCGAGGAUGCUGGAUCUGCUGAUCAUGCCACCCUUGUGCGAAGUCUCUGCCUCACCAAGGUCGUCGGACAUCGUCGCGCGCUACGCAUCCUCGCUGUUUGCACGAAUCUAUCCCACCUCGCUUGCUGGGUGUCUCACCCAGACCUAAAUCCCAUCUUGCUCGCAUCGGACGUUCAUCAGCCUACCACGCUCUCCAUCUCCUACGCACCUCUCUUCCGGGACCCCAAACGCGCGCGUCCCGACUUCACCAAUGCGCUCUUUUCGCGCGUCACGCACCUCGAGUUCAAGGACGAGCCGCAAACAUGGACCGGCUGGACCGGCUUCCGCCACGCGCCCCGCCUGACGCACCUCGCCUUCGCCUGCCAGCUCUCGCACUCCACCGCCAGCGCUGCGGCCCGCGCGAUUCGGGGGAUUCUCGAGAGCUGCAAUUCCACUCUCCGGGUCGUGCUCGUACUCACGCCGGCACGCUCGCACUGGCGGUACCAGGUCCUCGAUGUCGACGAUCCCCGGUUCGUGCAGCUGAGCGCGCCUGCGGACGGUAUCGGGGACUGGGAGAGCCUAGCGCGCGGCGAACGGAAUCAUGUCUGGACCGUCGCCGAGCAGAUCGUCGCAAAGCGCACCCAAUACGAGGUCGACGUUCGUUCGACCAACUCAAAUUGUUUCCACAGCCGACUCGCGGCUCUUGCCAACGCGAAUAGGUCCGUAAUCCCGCUCCCGCCGUAUGAAAACAAUAGUUGA
Messenger RNA from Schizophyllum commune H4-8, 921 nucleotides. RefSeq lists its product as uncharacterized. The record is from RefSeq and is a predicted model, not a curated record. Lineage: Eukaryota; Fungi; Basidiomycota; Agaricomycetes; Agaricales; Schizophyllaceae. The transcript has 3 exons. The coding region runs from base 1 to 921 and encodes 306 amino acids.